Messenger RNA from Sphaeroforma arctica JP610, 232 nucleotides. RefSeq lists its product as hypothetical. Lineage: Eukaryota; Ichthyosporea; Ichthyophonida. The record is from RefSeq and is a predicted model, not a curated record. The annotation marks the transcript as partial. The transcript has 2 exons.
AUGCGCCUCUGGAUUUUGGCGGGAGAUGAAUACAGCUACAGAGAAGCUAAAGGGCUAACCAGGCACACGGACUGGCCGUGGAAGGAUCUGAAAGUGUUUUGCGCUCAAGAUUUUGCGCUGAUGAAAAUCGGGUCGACAAGUUAUAAAAUACCAUUCCAGUCUCUGCCACGCUACCGCAAUAUCCUGGUCUCCACCGGUUCAUCGAUGGCUGACGAGGUGCUGUUUAUAGACG